Molecule: messenger RNA, 846 nt
Organism: Dictyostelium discoideum AX4
Lineage: Eukaryota; Evosea; Eumycetozoa; Dictyosteliales; Dictyosteliaceae
Exons: 3
Coding region: 1-846 (281 amino acids)
Source: RefSeq, a predicted model, not a curated record
AUGUUAAACGGAAGAGAAAAAAUGGGUAAUUUAGGUAUUGAUUGGAAAGAAUAUGCAUUAGGAGCCAAUCAUUAUAAAAGAAGAACUGUUGGAUUCGGUAAAUAUGAUAAAAAAGAAAGAGAAUGGGAAAAGGAGAUCUUCUUAAGGGAAAUGUCAAUCAUUGAAGGUGGUAUUGGUUGUUCUACAUGGGAUGCAGCAAUUAUUUUAUCAAGAUGGGUUUAUAAGAAUCAAGAUGCAUUUACAGAUAAAACAGUUUUAGAAUUAGGUAGUGGUACAGGUUUACCAGGUAUCCUUUCUGCUUAUUAUUCAAAAAAUGUUACAUUAUCUGAUUAUUUGAAUCCUGUAAGACUUAAAUCAUUCUUAUUAGUUGAAAAUUUAAAAUAUAAUAUUGAAUUAAAUGCAAAACAACAAGAUGGAUUUGAUAGUGAUGAUGAAGAAGCAAAUAGUGUUGAUAAAUCAUUAGAUUUAGAAAAUAUAAGAAAUAAAACUAAAGUUAUUAAUUUAAAUUGGGAUGAAAUUGAUACAAAUACAGAUGAUACAAAAUAUGAUAUUAUUUUUGGAAGUGAAUUAACUUAUUCAAUGUUAAGUGUUGGCAAUUUAAUUAAAGUUAUUCAAAAGUUUUUAAAAGAGGAUGGUAUUUUUUAUGAAAUUUUAUCAGAUGACAGAGAUGGUGUCUCAUAUUUUAUUGAUGAAAUGACAAAAAGAGGAUUUGAGAAUCAUAUUGUUCCAGUUGAUCAACAAUUUUUAGGAAAUUAUGGAACAAAACAGAGACCAGAAACUUAUAAAUUUUAUAGUUUUAGGUAUUCAAAGAAUGUAGAAUUAAAUAAACAUAAACUUAUGCAAUAA